Trypanosoma brucei brucei TREU927 is the source of this 96-nucleotide messenger RNA. RefSeq lists its product as hypothetical. The record is from RefSeq and is a predicted model, not a curated record. The coding region runs from base 1 to 96 and encodes 31 amino acids. NCBI's taxonomy places the organism in Eukaryota, Euglenozoa, Kinetoplastea, Trypanosomatida, Trypanosomatidae. The transcript has a single exon.
AUGUUUUCCUCCUUUUCUUGUUGCAUUAUGUUACUUGGGGGCAUGCGCGUACGGGUGAGUGCUGGUGUUCGGGCUGUUAGGGAAGAUGACAAUUAA